UCCUCGCACCCACGGUCCUCGAAAUGCCACAAUACCACUGCUCGCGCGUGAAUCCUCCCCUCCCCAAAUGCCCAAACCCUACUACUACCCCUGACCGACGAGUCGAUCCUCUUCCCCUGACGGCAGCCGGGCACUCGUGCGGUCCUCCCUCCCUCCGCCGCCACCAGAGUCCUUCUGUCGUAGGUGUCCUCAUCCGCUCGACUGCUCCGCAGGAUUUGCUGUCGGAGUGGGGAUCCCUCCAUACUUCGAUUGACUUUUCUCGGUAAGAAGGCUCGACCUUGCCUGGUCGGAUUGGUCCAAGAGUGCCCUAAAUUACUACGCAUCACAGAUGGCUGCUGGGAGGGGCAUGGGCAUCAGCCAGCUCUUGAAAAAAGCAUUUCGCCUCCAUCCAUCUGGUCCAUUUCUGCCUUCUUCACCCCGGAUAAAUCAUGAAGAGUCUGUUGGAUUCAUUGGACUGAGAGCAUUAUCUAUUCUUGGGGUUGGUGCUUCUGGUCUUUUAAGCUUCGCUACCAUAGCAUCUGCAGAUGAAGCAGAGCACGGAUUGGAAGCCCCAAGCUAUCCCUGGCCACAUGCUGGCAUUCUUAGCUCUUAUGAUCAUGCAUCAAUAAGGCGUGGACAUCAAGUUUAUCAACAAGUGUGUGCCUCCUGUCACUCGAUGUCCUUGAUUUCAUACCGGGAUCUGGUUGGUGUUGCCUAUACGGAAGAGGAAACAAAGGCAAUGGCUGCUGAGAUUGAGGUGGUCGAUGGUCCUAAUGAUGAAGGUGAAAUGUUCACACGCCCGGGUAAGCUAAGUGACCAUUUUCCACAACCAUAUGCAAAUGAGCAAGCAGCUCGAUAUGCAAAUGGUGGGGCAUACCCCCCAGACCUCAGUCUAAUCACAAAGGCCAGACACAAUGGCCAGAACUACGUUUUUGCUCUGCUCACUGGUUAUCGUGAUCCACCUGCUGGUGUUUCGAUUCGUGAAGGCUUGCAUUACAAUCCCUACUUUCCUGGUGGCGCCAUCGCGAUGCCCAAGAUGCUGAUGGAUGGAGCUGUCGAGUAUGAAGAUGGAACUCCUGCAACAGAGGCCCAGAUGGGCAAAGAUGUUGUCUCAUUCUUGUCAUGGGCCGCGGAACCUGAGAUGGAAGAGAGAAAGCUGAUGGGAGUCAAAUGGAUUUUCCUGCUCUCGCUCGCUCUUCUGCAAGCUGCAUAUUACCGGCGCAUGAAGUGGUCCAUCUUCAAGUCUCGCAAGCUGGUCCUUGAUGUGGUUAACUGAGGCCUAAUGCCUCAUUUCUUCAACCAUCCAGUCGAUAAUUUGAAGUGUAUGGAAUAAUCCGUAUAUGAUAUACAUGCUGCAACUGGCAUGGUACCCAUGCCUGAGAAAUGUAGAUCUCUUGGUUACCAUUACCCUCAGCUGUGGAGGUGCUGUUUUCGGAUUUUGCCUGGUACCAGCGAAGCAUAUAAUAGAAUGUAUGUAUACAUACUACAUAGCCGAUAUUUUUGUGCAUUUCAACUCCUGUGAUGUUCAGUGUUCACUGGGGAAAUAAAUUGUUUAUGCUAUA
Messenger RNA from Panicum virgatum (switchgrass), 1541 nucleotides. Its product is annotated as cytochrome c1-2, heme protein, mitochondrial. Lineage: Eukaryota; Viridiplantae; Streptophyta; Magnoliopsida; Poales; Poaceae. Gene Ontology annotation, molecular function: heme binding; electron transfer activity. The transcript is spliced from 8 exons. Bases 329 to 1255 code for a protein of 308 amino acids. Gene Ontology annotation, biological process: mitochondrial electron transport, ubiquinol to cytochrome c. The record is from RefSeq and is a predicted model, not a curated record.